CCCGCGGCAGCGCCGCGCGCGAGCGAGCCGGGGCACCCGCCCUCGGGCGCGCCGCGCCCUCGGGCGCGCCGCGCCCUCGCGCGCGCCGAGGCCUUCCAGGCAUGGGCGAGACUCCGCCGAGCCCGACCCGGACAAAGCAGGCCGAGCUCGAGGACGAGAGUGCGAGGGAGGGCUGCGGCUGCCACUUCGCGCGCGCGUGCGAGUGGCUAGUGAUCCCAGAGAGCAGCGUCGGCCGGAUGGUUUACGAGCUCGUGCUCCUGACGAUGUUGUUGUACGUCGGCACGUUGUUUCCGUAUAGGCUCGCGCUCAUUGAGUACAGACUCCGCGAGAGCAACGACGCCCCGUGCCGUAGCGCGGAGGACGACCCUGUUGGGUGGGAGGUGUGGGAGGCGAUCGUGGACGGGUUCUUUUAUAUUGAUUUGGUGUUGAACUUCUUUCUCACCUACCGGAAAGGCUCGCGCGAGAUCAAAGACCCAUGUAAGAUUGCAAAGAAUUAUUUGAGCAGUUAUUUCAUCGUAAAUUUGAUCGCGUGCCUUCCUGGAUCAUUAUUCAUCCCUCUGAUGGAUUUCAUCGGUAUAGAUCCAGGCGGCUGUGGUGCUGGCACGAGCUCGAACGAUGCGGCCCGUCUCAUACGCCUGCAGCGCGCUGCCAGGCUGGUCAGACUAGCACGCCUCCUUCGGAUGAACCGAGUAGCGCAGAAAAUGAUUGAGCAGUUGAGCGAACAGGUGCAGGAGGCCCUGAAGAAAGCCGUUUUCCUCAACAUGCUGAUCGGCCUGUUCUGGAUCGUGCACCUUCUGGCCUGCGGCUGGUACCUGUGCGCCGCGCUGCACGCCGACCACUCGGAGACAUGGCCAGCACGCCGCCUCCUAGGCAGAGGAGACGAAAAUCUGCUGACGGAGUCCUCCACAGUCCAGUGGAUACACUCCAUGUACUUCGUGCUCACGGUGUUCACUACCGUCGGCUUUGGGGACAUCAGCGCCCUGACCAGCGGCGAGAUCAUUUACGUCGUUCUCGUCAUGCUGGUCGGCGCCGUGGUUCACAGCAUCAUCAUCGGGGGGGUGAUUAACCUGGUCUCCGAGAGCAGCGACGACGAGAAGUGGCGAGCUCGCCAGAAGAGCCUCCUGACGUCUUUUGGGAGGCAGACGCUGAUGCAGCGAAGCUCCAUCAACAAGCUGACCAACUACAUCGACCAGAUGGAGCAGUCGGGGCCGCAGGACUACGACCGCCAGGAGAUGCGCAACGUGAUCACCGGCGCCAGCCUUCCCCGCCAGCUCGUCGGGGAGCUACCCGCCCAGCUCUUCAAGGGGCUGCUGGUGGAGUGCAAGUUCGUGACCACCUGCGCGUCGUACUGCCACGAGGGGGCGAUCCCGCCCCGCUUCACGCUGCUGCUCGCAACCAUGCUGCACGUGCAGCACUUCAAGGCGCAGGAGAUCCUCUUCCAGCUGCACGACAGUGCCUCGAACAUCUUUCUCGUCCAGUCCGGCACGUUCGCCGCCAUUGGCGAACCUGGGCCCGCGGGCGGCUCGGACGCGACGGUUUUCCAAUCGCCGACGGUGCUGAAGCAGGCGACGCCCGGCCGGCCGAACCCGCACACGGACCCCAGCUCGCCAAGCGGGCGCCCACGGCCAUGGGACGGCCCAGAGACGCCAGAGACGCCACACGGUUUCAAGUCCAGCCAUUCGAACGUGGCCCACCUGAAGAAAGCCCCCAGCGAGCUGUGGAGAGAGCUGUCGUCGCACCACUCCAAGAAGACCACCACAACCGACGUGUCAGGGGUCUUGGACACGAGCGGGCAGAGCCAGCACUACUACAGCAGCGUCCUGAGCACGGACUGCGUGUCCACCCUGCACCAGCAGAGCAGCGCCUGGAUCCCGCACGUCAGCGACGCGGAGCAGUGGCUGGAGAUUGACCUCGGGAGACCGAAGUUCGUCUGUGGGGUCAGGCUGGCGGGACACCCCUCGGCCGAUGCCUGGGUCACCGAGUUCCAGGUGCUGACCUCCACCACGCGGGGGUUCAACCAGGACGUGUCGCACUACCUCGAGGAGCCCCGUGUCUUCCGAGGCUGCGCCGACGGCGUCACGGAGGUGGAGGUGGGCUUUGUGCCGCGGAUGGCGCAGUUCAUCCGCAUCAAGCCCACUGGAUGGCACAACAGGAUCGGCCUGAGGGCGGGGGUCUUGCUCAGCCAGAACCGCCUCUUCCCCUACAUGCUGCGCGGCCAGAAGAACUACUUCGGCGAGGAGGUGCUCAUCUGGAGCACCCGCAUGUACACGAUGCGGUGCGAGGCCGCUGGCGAGGUGCUCCUGCUGCACAACCGCGACCUCUGGGCCGACGGCGUCGGCGCCAGGCUCUACCAAGACUUCCCGCAGUUCCAGAGGGGCCUCCGAAGUGCCGCGGAGAAGCGCCACCAGCACCGCUUGAACAUGCUCGGCAAGCUCACCGGCGGCUGCAGUUACAGGCACUUCGCGGCGAAAUUGAUCCAGAGGUUCUGGAGGAGCACGGAUGGCAACGGGAAUCGUCUCAGUUCUUGCGCGAUGUUUGGGUUGUGUCCCAGCCAUCUAGAUUUGCUAUCCUCUGUUCCAUCACCGAGGAAGCAUACCACCGACAUAACAGGGAUGAUGGGGGCAGAGCUGACCAGACACCAGGGGAACGUUCCCAGCCACUCGGCAGACCAUAAGAUCGCCGGGGUGGUCACGAGCGUGACCGAGCUCCGACACGACGUCACCAGCCUGAACAGGAAGCUGGACAGCAUGGCGGCAGCGCAGAGCGCGCUGACCGACCAAUUAGAGGCCGUGACCGACCAGCUUCAGCAGCUGAUCGCCUCCAAGUGCUGACCCGAGGACUCCCUCCCGUCAUCCUUCCCUCUGCCCUCCCUCCAGUCGCCAUCCCCUCCAUGGUCUUCCUCGCGAGGUGCUCUCUCGGCACGGCUCGGCUGCCGCUUCGUCAAAGACUGAACGGCGGCGCGCAUGAUGUUAUUUGGGUUCGUACCUUGGUAGGUGUCCGUGGGCAGAAAAGGCUUCCGUCCUUCGCCAAAGGCUCCCCCACGGUGCCUCGAGGCUGUUUGCGUACUUUCCUGGCCGCGCCGGCAGCGCGAGCACAUUCAACACGCAGUGUUGUGAACUUAGGUGGUGGAGGAGAGUCAGGAGGCGGAGGAGGAUACUACAGGCAAGCGACGAAACGAUUGGUUGUCGCGCCUACAUGUUUGUUGGGCUCUUCUUCAUCGCCCAGAGCAGCCGAUGCCAUUGACGCCGUCGGCUCACCUUCCGCUGGUCCAGGUAGAGGCCCGCCGGGAGAUGGAGGGGACUGGAGGCGAGGUGAGAAGGAAGGAGGACCAGGAGUGAUACUAUGAUCUUUGUGCUGUCGAAAUUUCAAGCGCUGAUGCGGCGAUCCUGUUGUAUUUGCCGUGCUCACACCGUAGCAUGUGCAGCAUUGUACACUUCUGACUGCCCAGGUGGCAAUAUCUUCAGUUUACGCCACGCAACGUUAGCACCUUGGGCUCGUACUCAGUUCGGCUUGGACGAUGUUUGCCCGCGUCGCAUGCUGACACAUCCAAACAGUGGGCUCUUGCAUUCUCGAUAAUCGUCCU
This is a messenger RNA of Prorocentrum cordatum, 3583 nucleotides long. The record is from the annotation of a GenBank genome assembly. Lineage: Eukaryota; Dinophyceae; Prorocentrales; Prorocentraceae.